This is a messenger RNA of Neomonachus schauinslandi (Hawaiian monk seal), 3525 nucleotides long. It is a transcript of the gene TBCK, whose product is annotated as TBC1 domain containing kinase. The record is from RefSeq and is a predicted model, not a curated record. Gene Ontology annotation, biological process: protein phosphorylation. Lineage: Eukaryota; Metazoa; Chordata; Mammalia; Carnivora; Phocidae. The coding region runs from base 328 to 3009 and encodes 893 amino acids. Gene Ontology annotation, molecular function: ATP binding; protein kinase activity. The transcript has 27 exons.
GAGGAAAUGGCCCGGCUGAAUCGAGGGUGGGGCGGGGAGAGCUGGGAGCUGUCAGUGGAGAGAGUCAGACUCACGCUCCUGGCCAGAUUCCGAGCUGGAAAUUUCGGCGGAUUCUAGCUAGCGGGCAAAGGGCAACUCCGGCGCUCGAGGAGCGGCUUCUUUUGUAGAAGCACCUGAAAUGCAGGGUCUGGUACACUAAGCAGUAGCGGCCGCAGCAGCAGCCACAGCAACAAGCUGGGGCCCUGUGUAGAAGCUCCAUCCCCUUGUGUUUGUGGCCGCCUGCGUCCCCACACUCAGAGAUUAUCUUAGAAGAUCGAGGACUCUGAAAUGUUUCCCCUGAAGGAUGCUGAAAUGGGUGCCUUUACCUUCUUUGCCUCGGCUCUGCCACAUGAUGUUUGUGGAAGCAAUGGGCUUCCUCUUACACCAAAUUCCAUCAAAAUUUUAGGGCGAUUUCAAAUCCUUAAGACCAUCACUCAUCCCAGACUUUGCCAGUAUGUGGAUAUUUCUAGGGGAAAGCAUGAAAGACUGGUGGUGGUAGCUGAACACUGUGAACGGAGUCUAGAAGACUUGCUUCGAGAGAGGAAACCCGUGAGCUAUUCCAAGGUUUUGUGCAUUGCAUUUGAGGUACUUCAAGGUUUGCAGUAUAUGAACAAACAUGGUAUAGUACACCGAGCGCUGUCUCCUCAUAAUAUUCUUUUGGACCGAAAGGGACAUGUUAAAUUGGCUAAAUUUGGACUUUAUCACAUGACAGCUCAUGGUGAUGAUGUUGAUUUCCCAAUUGGGUAUCCAUCAUACUUGGCACCCGAGGUAAUUGCAAAAGGAAUUUUGAAAACCACCGAUCAUGUGCCAAGUGAAAAACCAUUGCCUUCUGGCCCCAAAUCAGAUGUGUGGUCUCUUGGAAUCAUUUUAUUUGAGCUUUGUGUGGGAAGAAAAUUAUUUCAGAGCUUGGAUAUUUCUGAAAGACUAAAAUUUUUACUUACAUUAGAUUGCGUAGAUGACACUAUAGUAGUUCUGGCCGAAGAGCAUGGUUGUCUGGACAUUAUAAAGGACCUUCCCAAAAAUGUGAUAAAUCUUUUGAAGAAGUGUCUCACCUUCCACCCUUCCAAGAGGCCAACCGCAGCUGAAUUAAUGCAGGACAAGGUAUUUAGUGAAGUGUCACUUUUAUAUACUCCCUUUACCAAACCUGCCAGUCUGUUUUCAUCUUCUUUGAGAUGUGCUGAUUUGACUCUGCCUGAGGAUAUCAGUCAGCUGUGUAAAGAUAUAAACAGUGAUUAUCUGGCAGAAAGAUCUAUUGAAGAAGUAUAUUACCUUUGGUGUUUAGCUGGAGGUGACUUGGAGAAAGAGCUUGUCAACAAGGAAAUCAUUCGAUCUAAACCACCUAUCUGCACACUCCCCAAUUUUCUCUUUGAAGAUGGUGAAAGCUUUGGACAAGAUCGAGAUAGAAGCUCACUAUUAGAUGACACCACUGUGACAUUGUCAUUAUGCCAGCUAAGAAAUAGGUUAAAAGAUGUUGGUGGAGAAGCAUUUUACCCACUACUUGAAGAUGACCAGUCUAAUUUACCUCAUUCAAACAGCAAUAAUGAGUUGUCUGCAGCUGCCACUCUCCCUUUAAUCAUCCGAGAGAGGGACACAGAGUACCAACUAAACAGAAUCAUUCUCUUUGACAGGCUACUAAAGGCUUAUCCGUAUAAAAAAAAUCAAAUCUGGAAAGAAGCAAGAGUUGACAUUCCUCCACUUAUGAGAGGUUUAACCUGGGCUGCCCUUCUGGGAGUUGAGGGAGCUAUUCAUGCCAAGUAUGAUGCAAUUGAUAAAGAUACUCCAAUUCCUACAGAUAGACAGAUUGAAGUGGAUAUUCCUCGGUGUCAUCAGUAUGAUGAACUGUUAUCAUCACCAGAAGGUCAUGCAAAAUUUAGGCGUGUAUUAAAAGCCUGGGUCGUGUCUCAUCCUGAUCUUGUGUAUUGGCAAGGUCUUGAUUCACUUUGUGCUCCAUUCCUAUAUUUAAAUUUCAAUAAUGAAGCCUUGGCUUAUGCAUGUAUGUCUGCUUUUAUCCCCAAAUACCUGUAUAACUUCUUCUUGAAAGACAACUCACAUGUAAUACAAGAGUAUCUGACCGUGUUCUCACAGAUGAUUGCAUUCCAUGAUCCAGAGCUGAGCAAUCAUCUCAAUGAGAUUGGAUUUAUCCCAGAUCUCUAUGCCAUCCCUUGGUUUCUCACAAUGUUUACUCAUGUAUUUCCACUGCACAAAAUUUUCCACCUCUGGGAUACCUUACUCCUUGGGAAUUCCUCUUUCCCAUUCUGUAUUGGAGUAGCAAUUCUCCAGCAGCUACGGGACCGGCUUUUGGCUAAUGGCUUUAAUGAGUGCAUUCUUCUCUUCUCUGAUUUACCAGAAAUUGACAUUGAACGCUGUGUGCGAGAAUCAAUCAACCUGUUUUGUUGGACUCCUAAAAGUGCUACUUACAGACAGCAUGCUCAACCUCCAAAGCCAACUCCUGAUAGCAGUGGAGUCAGAAGUUCAACACCUUUUUUCUCCACUGAGUGUCCAGAUCCUCCAAAAACAGAUUUGUCAAGAGAAUCUAUCCCAUUAAAUGACCUAAAGUCAGAAGUAUCACCCCGGAUUUCAGCAGAGGACCUGAUUGACUUGUGUGAACUCACAGUGACAGGCCAUUUCAAAACACCCACCAAGAAGACAAAGUCCAGUAAACCAAAGCUCCUGGUAGUUGACAUCCGGAAUAGUGAAGAUUUUAUUCGGGGUCAUAUUUCAGGAAGCAUCAACAUUCCAUUUAGUGCUGCCUUCACUACUGAAGGGGAGCUUACCCAGGGCCCUUUCACUGCUGUGCUCCAGAGCUUCAAAGGGAAGGUCAUUGUCAUCGUGGGGCAUGUGGCAAAGCACACAGCAGAGUUUGCAGCUCAUCUUGUGAAGAUGAAAUAUCCAAGAAUUUGCAUUCUAGAUGGUGGCAUUAAUAAGAUCAAGCCAACAGGUCUCCUCACCAUCCCAUCUCCUCAAAUAUGAAGAACCAAGACUGUGACUGUGAAAAGGACAGAGUGAUAUCAGCCCCCAACAGCCCACCUCUUCACAGCCUCACCACUCUGAGACAGAGCUAGACUUCCAGAUUGUUGCAUUUUCAUAAAGUUUUGUCAUGAAACAUUUUUUUUAAAUCUCAUAACCCACAUGUUCAACCAUCCAGCCAACAAACUUGACUGUACAUGUAUUGCUGAAAGAAUUUCCAUAACAGUGAAAUCCGAUCAUGUAUUUUUACCACAGUGCAACACAAAGCCAGAGGAAUUCAGCUGACAAGGCAGAUUUAGCAUUAUCAAGAAAUCUCAAUUGCACUGAAAAAGCUGUCUCCCAUUGCACUGAACAGACAGUCCUAACAAAGGUAUUAUUUAGAAACAUAGACUGAAUGGGGGUUGAAAUCAUCUUUCUAUGAUAGUGAAAAUCAAAAAGCUAUUCUCAAUAUAUUCCUUGUAAGUAAAUGCUAUAUUUGGCAACUCAUUUUGGCCCAGACAGAUCAUGUGCAUGCGUGUG